AUGGAUGGACGUUCUUCUCUUCCAGUGUCAGACAGCAGGAGAAUUGUCAUCCUGGGGAAAACCGGAGUUGGGAAAAGCAGCCUCGUCAACACCAUCUUCGGAGAGCAGCGGUUAACCAUCGGACACUCUGCGAUCUCCGAAACCAGCAGAUGUCAAGAGACGACUCGACUGGUCGCCGGGAGAAGCACCACUCUGAUCGACACGCCCGGUUUAUUCGACACGAGCCGCUCUGAGCCGGAUCUGAUGGCUGAAGUAUGUCGGAGCGUCACAGCGUUCCCUCCCGGGCCUCACGCCUUUCUCCUCGUGUUCAAAGUGGAGAGAUUCACGCAGCACGAGCAGGACGUCGUCCUGAAAAUAACACGCUACUUUUCCGAAGAGGUUUUCAAGUACGCGACGCUCGUCUUCACUCACGGCGACGAGCUCCCCGAAGGAGAGACCGUGGAGCGCUUCGUCCUCGGCAACGCGCUCGCGAGGGAGCUGGUGGCGAGGUGCGGAGGCCGCUGCCACGUCAUCGACAAUCGAUACUGGAGGAGCGGCGCGAGGCUCGAAUACAGGAGCAACCGGAUCCGAGUGGCGGCGCUCCUCAACACCAUCGAUGAGAUGAUGGAGGCAAACGGAGGAGAAUGCUACACCAAUCAGGCUCUCCUAUUUACGAGUAAUUUGCUCUUCGGGAUGCGUAGUAUCGGAGCGUUAUUUGAGAGACUUUUCAACGAUCAAAAUGAGUGAUUUAGGCUGUUAUAAAUGAUCAUUUAUUAUUAAGAAUUACUCUCUCAUAAUAACUAUGACUUAGCAUCUCAUAAUAAUGAUAAACGUUCCAUAGUCCUGUAUGUAUGAGAC
This is a messenger RNA of Pseudoliparis swirei, 837 nucleotides long. RefSeq names its product GTPase IMAP family member 7-like. The transcript has a single exon. The record is from RefSeq and is a predicted model, not a curated record. Lineage: Eukaryota; Metazoa; Chordata; Actinopteri; Perciformes; Liparidae. Gene Ontology annotation, molecular function: GTP binding. The coding region runs from base 1 to 726 and encodes 241 amino acids.